AUGGAAGUGACGGAGCUGGGUCCGCAGCAGGAUGAUGGCGGCGACGCAGGGUUGUCGCUGCUUGGCGCGGAGAAGAACGACGUUAUGAUGGACGUGGAUGGCGGUUCGGCUGCGGCGGCGGAUGCGCCGUACAUUGCGGGGAACGCUGGUCGGAAGGGAGGCCAGGAAAGGAAGGAGGAAGAAGUAGCGAAAACUUCCAGGUUGGCGGCUGCGGAUGAGGCGAGGAUCGCUGCGGCGGCUGACGAAGAUGACGCCGUCAAUCACGGCAAGAAUCCCGCGCACUCUCGGCGGAAAGAUGCAGCCGCGGAUAUCGCACCGGAGGAUGCGGAGAGCCAGCAUGGCUCGAAAAGCCGCGCCGGGAAGAGCGCCGCCGCACACGGCGGGAAGGUGACGGCGAUGGCGGCGCUGUCGCAGGUGCUGGUUCGCACGAGCCUGGAGUCGUGUCGGACGGUGGUGCUGCGAGUCCGGCCGAGCGACACCGUGGACGACGUGCUGUGGCAGAUCCAGCGGAAAACGGGCCUACCCGCGCACGAGCACCGCCUCAUUUACGCGGGGAAGCAGCUCGACACCUCCGCGCGCCUGCAGGACGUGCCUGUGCCGCACGAUGCCACGCUGCAGCUGAUCGGACGGCUGAGAUCGACGCUCUUCCCCGACGUGUGGCUGCUGGUGGCGGAAAUGGAGGCGGGGCUGGCGCAGCUGCAGCGCCUGGAGGCCGUGGGCGCGGGCGUGGGGGAACCUCCGCCUGGCGCGGGGAAAGGCGAGGGGGGCGGAAGGGGUGGAGGCAAGGGGAGUGAGGGGGAGGGAGGAAGGGCGGACGGAAGGGGGGAUGGGGGUGAAGUCCCCAUGCACGAGCAGCGCGCGGAAGUGGCGGAAGGGGGGAGGGGAGGCGGAGGAGGAGGUGGAGAUGCGUGCAAUUUGGUGCAGGAGGCGGGUGGGAAGGGGCGGAGGCAGCGGCUGAGCAAGUACUACGAGGACAAGAUCCACUGCGCCAUGGCGCAGCUCUUCGUGCGCGCUGUUGACACCAUCCGCUCCGGCCACGACGGCUGGACCAUCAAACUCGCCGAAUACAUCGAGGCCUUCAGGCUGGCAGGAGGAGUGCGGGCGGCCGUGCAGCUGCUGCAGCUGAAGGAGCCCCACCACAUGCGCUUUGCCGACCAGACAGUCGCCAGCUUCCUGGAUGAACGAGCCCUGAUCACAUACAUGCACGACUACGCCUGCCCGGGUAAAUUCGCGCGCCCUUUACUGGACUACCUGGGCCCCGUGCUCAUGGAGCUGCACGUGCUGCUCGACUCAUGCCGCCUGCGCCCUGUUCUCACCGCCAGGUGUUGGGAUGCACUAGUGAAGCUCUUCGGAAAGGUACAGCUGGGUCGCUUCUGCCCGCAGCUCAACCGCUCGCCCGACUGGCUCGUGCGCAACCUCGCGCCCUUCCUAGAGAAAGCAGCCACGGAUCUCUGCAUAAGCCUGCACCAGCUAACCCUGCUCGCAGCCGCCAAGUCAGACACCCUCACCUCCCCCCUCACCUCCUCCGCGUCCUCCGCUUUCAAAACCUUCGCCUCGGCUAUUGUGCUCUCGCUGCCCUUCUGCCGCCCGGCCGUGCGCCAGUCCGCGUUCUGCCGCCCGGGGUGGCUGCUGACCGUGUUUGGCUCGAAUCAGCACCUGGCGCCGGGAGGGGACCUGGCGUGGGUGUGCGAGCACAGGCAGCUGAUCGACUUGGAUGUGAAGCGACGCUGGAUGGGCGCGCUGCUGCCGGAACCCGCGGAAGACCAUGCCAACCGAUGCACCGUCAUUGUGCACCGAGGCCCCUCGCUACUCCACGAGUCCUUCGACCAGAUCUUCUACGCGCCCCCGGAGGCCCUCAAAUCCGGCUUACUCGUGCAAUUUGUAGACGAGGACGGCUCGGGCGCGGGGGUCCUGCGCGAGUGGUUCAUGCUCGUCGGCUGCGAGCUCUUCUCGGGCGCCAACGCGCUCUUCUCCGCCUGCCCCGACGACCACCAGCGCUUCUUCCCCUCGCCCUCCUCCGCCAUCAACCCCGGCCACCUCUCCUACUUCCGCUUCUGCGGCCGCGUCGUGGCCCUCGCCCUCAUGCACAACAUCCAUCUAGACGUCACCUUCGCCCUCGCCUUUUACAAACUCCUCGCCGGGCGGGAGGUCACCUGGCGCGACUGUAAAGACAUGGAUCCGGAGCUGUUUGCGAGCUGUAGAGCCAUCAUGGCUCUGCCGGCCACGGAUGUUGAUGCGGACGUGCUGGGGCUGACGUUUGUGUGCAGCGUGGAGGAGGGCGUGGGCGUGGGGGAGAGCAGGGUCGUGGAGCUGUGUCCGGGCGGGGAGUUCAUCAAAGUCACCAACAGCAACCGCCACGCAUUCAUCGACCUGCUUGUGAAGCGAAGAAUCGUCGCGCCUAUGAGGCUGCAGGCGCUGGCCUUUGCUGCGGGAUUUUCGGAGCUGCUGCACUGCCGGGACCUCCCCAUCUCCCUCGCUCUCCACACCUCCCCGCUCCAUGCUUCCUCCCUCCACGCCUCCUCCCUGCACGCCUCGUCUCUCCGUCCUCCCCACUCUAUUCCUGCUGGCGUCAGCAUUCCUGCUGCUGGCGUCACUGUGACUCCAACCGGCCUCGCUCUGGCUCCUGCUGGCGUCAGCAUUCCUGCUGCUGGCUUCCCCAUGCCUCCUAAUAAUGACGAGAGCACUAGCCCUAUCAACCACCAACCAUCACUCAUGGUACCGCUAGCUACAGCCGCUACAGCUGCUACAGGCGCUACAGCCCCCAUUGCUAUCGCCGCGCUACCCAACAUCCUGCCCAUGGCUACAUCUAUUGCUGCUACAGCCGGUGCAGGUGUGCCAGCCGAUCCAGCCUCUGCUGCAUCGGUUGUAGCGCCAAUGAUGGCCGAAUCCCCCAUGGCGGCUGUAGCGCCCGUUGCGCCAGUGGUGGUGCCGAUGGUGAGUCCGGCUGUAGCGGUGGUGGAGAGCGGGUGGGUGAUGCAGCAGGCGCUGCGGCCGCUGGACGCGGGGGACUUUGAGGCGCUGCUGUACGGCGAGGAGAGGGACAUUGACGUGGCGGACUGGCGUGCGCACACCGACUACCAUGGCUAUCGGGCCACCGACCCUGAGAUUGAGUGGUUCUGGGAGGUGGUGGAGGAAAUGACCAAGGACCAGCGCAGGCGUCUGCUCUACUUCACCACCGCCAUCACACGCCUUCCUGCUUCGGGCUUUGCUGGCCUGCAAUCUAGGUUCCACAUUCAUCUUGCAUUGACUGACACCACACACCUGCCAACCGCACACACGUGCUUCCACCAACUUGUGUUGCCACCAAGAGGAGCGCGACUCGCAGCCAUGGAGUAUCUGAAGAAGCUUCGUCAGCUGGACGCGUAUCCGAAGGUCAAUGAGGAUUUCUACAGUCGCACCAUGUCAGGCGGCAUCCUCACGCUCAUUUCCUCGGUCGUCAUGGCCGUGCUCUUCAUCACCGAACUCCGCCUUUUCCUCCAGCCGAAGAUCGUCAACGAGCUAUCUGUCGACUUGUCACGCGGAGAAACCCUCAAAAUCAAUCUGGACGUGACGUUUCCGCGCCUGUCAUGCGCGGUGCUGUCGCUGGACGCUAUGGACAUCAGUGGAGAGCAGCACCUCGACGUGGUGCACAACAUCUACAAGCGGCGGCUGACGCCCAUAGGCCUGCCGGUGGAGGGGAUAGACUCGAAGCUCGAGAUAGGGGCGAAGCAGCACGACGUGCUCAAGAAGCGCGACAAGUUCGGCAACGUCGUGCCCGACGACCAGGACUUCUGCGGCAGCUGCUACGGCGCUGCUGAGACGGAGGACCAGUGUUGCAACAACUGUGAGGAGGUACGCGAGGCGUACAACAAGCGCGGGUGGGCCUUCAACAACGCUGACGCCAUCGAACAGUGCAAGAGGGAGGACCUUAUAGACAAGAUUCAGGCGCAAGUGGGCGAGGGGUGCAACAUGUAUGGCGUGCUGGAGGUGAACAAGGUGGCGGGCAACUUCCACUUCGCCCCGGCCAAGGUGUUCUACACGGCGGGCAUCUCCAUCUUCGACCUCGUCAUGUUCCACGACACCGUCUUCAACAUAUCCCACACAGUUAACUCGCUCUCCUUUGGGGCCAAGUUCCCAGGAGCGGUCAACCCACUGGACAAGGCACAGUGGGUGCAGGAGAGCGAGUCAGGCAUGUAUCAGUAUUUCAUCAAGGUGGUACCCACCAUGUACACCGACUCCCACAACCACACCAUCGCCUCCAACCAGUUUUCAGUGACGGAGCAUUUUCGGCCAGCACCAGCGCAUGACCAGCAAUCGCUGCCAGGAGUCUUCUUCUUCUACGACCUCUCUCCCAUCAAGGUGCAAUAUUCCGAACGCUACACCUCUUUCCUCCACUUCCUCACCAACGUGUGUGCCAUCGUGGGAGGCAUCUUCACUGUUACAGGCAUGGAGGUUAAGGAGGGUACGCAGGAGAAGGUGGAGGGGGCCAAGGCCGGCCUCAAGGAGUCUAUCGAGUAUGCCAAGGCGGACGUGAAGCAGACGUUUGAGAAGCUCAAGCACCCCAUGAACAGGGAGAAGAAUCUGGAGGCCCGUGACGAGGCUUUUGAGAGGAAGCUGGAAGCAACGCGGGAGAAGCUGGAGAGGAAGGAGAUCGCCCACGAGCGACGCCAAGAAGCCACUGAAGAGGCACUUCACAAGGUGCAUGCCUCCAAGGCGGAGCAGGCGGCUGAGAAGGGAACGGCUCAGCACGGCGUGGCGCCAGGUGCUGCCGGUGCAACUGCUGCUGGCGCUGGUGCCGCUGGCGCUGCUGGUGCUGGUGCUGGCGCGUACGGUGCAAGCCACGAGCGUGAGCGUGGAGCAGGCUUGGGAACGCACGAGCGUGGCACUGGAACCGGUUACGGCGAGGCUGGCACCGGAAGGGAGGGCGUCGUGGAGAAGGCCAAGCACGCUGUGACAGGGAAGCCCUCUGCUGAGCGUCAUGCCGAGAGGGGCACUGGGUAUGGCGAGACUGGUACUGGUUAUGGUGAGAGUGGUACUGGUUAUGGUGCCCCUCACGGCGAGCGUGGGACUGGAAGGGAGGGUGUGAUGGAGAAGGCCAAGCAUGCUGUGACAGGAAAGCCUUCUGCUGAACGUCAUGCCGAGAGGGGCACUGGGUAUGGUGAGACUGGCACCGGUUAUGGUGAGACUGGCACUGGUUAUGGUGCUACUCACGGUGAGCGUGGGACUGGUGCUGGCUAUGGUGCGAGCCAGGAGCGUGGUACUGGAGGCGAAGGCGUGAUGGGGAAGGUGAAACACGCUGUGACCGGAAAACCCUCUGCUGAGCGUGGCACAGGUUAUGGUGAGACGGGCACAGGUUAUGGUGAGACGGGCACUGGCUAUGGUGGCAUUCACGGCGAGCGCGGGACUGGUACUGGGUAUGGUGCUAGCCAGGAGCGCGGGACCGGGGGCGAAGGCGUCAUGGGGAAGGUGAAGCACGCUGUAACUGGAAAACCCUCUGCUGAGACUGGCACUGGGUAUGGCGAGACUGGCACCGGCUAUGGUGGCACUCAUGGCGAGCGUGGGACUGGCUCUGGCAUGGGUACGGGAACUGGUUAUGGUCAUGGUGCUACUCACGAGAGGGGUACUGGUACUGGCGCCGGCUAUGGCACUGGCACGGGUUAUGGUCACGAGGGUGGUGCUGGCACUGGCUAUGGUGCUGAGGGUGGUACAGCAGCAGGGACGGGUGGUGGUGGUGGUGGUAUUAUGGGGACGAUCAAGAAGGCAUUUACUGGAUCAAAGGGAGCAGUGGCAGGUGGAGCGGCAGGUGUGACGGUCGAGACGGUCCUGUACCCCAUCGACACCAUCAAGACGCGCCUUCAGGUGGCCUCCUCAGGGGGCGGCAUCAACUUCAAGGGGCUCUACUCGGGCCUCUCUGGCAACCUCAUUGGCGUGCUGCCGGCGUCAGCUAUAUUCAUUGGCGUGUACGAGCCAGUCAAGGCCUUCCUCCUCAAUGCCCUUCCCGAGAACAUCAGCGUUGCCGCUCACCUGGCAGCAGGAGCAGCGGGAGGCACAGCAGCUUCUCUCGUUCGAGUCCCCACUGAGGUGGUGAAGCAGCGCAUGCAGACGGGGCAGUUCCCCACGGCAGUCAACGCUGUCAAGACCAUUCUGUCUAAGGAGGGAGUCAGGGGGCUCUAUGCGGGUUAUGGCUCCUUCCUUCUGCGAGACCUACCAUUUGAUGCCAUCCAGUUCGCCAUCUACGAGCAGCUUAAGAUCCAACUCAAGAAAACGCUGAAGCGGGACCUUAAGGAUCCGGAGAUGGCAGUGGUGGGAGCAGUCUCAGGUGCCAUCACAGGCGCUGUCACCACACCCCUUGAUGUCAUCAAGACUCGGCUCAUGACCCAGGGGACGUCUGGGCAAUACAAGGGCAUCAUUGACUGCAUUCAAAAGACAGCAGCACAGGAUGGAGUAGGCGCUCUCUUCAAGGGUGUUGGCCCUAGAGUAAUGUGGAUCGGUAUUGGAGGAUCAAUCUUCUUCGGAGUUCUUGAGAAGACAAAGCAGCUUAUGCACAAGGCAUACCACACACCUCCACCAUCAGAAGCUUAUUUCUAA
This is a messenger RNA of Closterium sp. Yama58-4, 6567 nucleotides long. The record is from the annotation of a GenBank genome assembly. Lineage: Eukaryota; Viridiplantae; Streptophyta; Zygnematophyceae; Desmidiales; Closteriaceae.